ACCGCGAAUAGGUGCGCAUCUUCGCAUCUUGGCAACUCCGUCGCGUCGCCCAAAAACCAAAAAACUCGAAAAAAGGCCGAAACGAAAAGACCGAAAACGAGUUACAGUCACUGGCUAAGUCGCAGUCGCAGUCACUGCCGUCACCGUUGAGAUCCCGCUGACAGGUUGCGGAACCCGUUUUUACUGGAGCGUCGCCAGCGGAUCGGAUCGGCAGAUGCAACCGCCGUAAAUAAUAAAGUGCGUGCAAUAACUAAAAAAUAAAUACAAAAAGAAAUCAUAGUCCCAAUUCUUAUUGGGUCGAAAAAGUAUAAAACCAACCUCAACUGUUAAAAAAAAAUUCUAAAAAUAACUACAAAAAUUAAUAUGAUGAACCUUAAAAACAAACUGUCUAUAAAUAUCAACAAACUCUCGCGUUAAUUUAAGUGCUGACCUUAAAAAUGGACCCUAUAGCCCAAAAAAUCCAAACAUUUCAAAAGCUAACUUUUAAUAAAAAUUUAAACAAGUGUUUUUUAUAAAAAAAAAAUAAAGUAAUAUCCCCAAAAAACUUAAAUUUCUCAAAAAUAUUAACCAUAGACCCACAACCAUAAAAGAAAUAAAUCCCAAAUCAGUUAGCAAACAUUUAAGACCCGCUGACAUUCUUUGACUAAAGACUGAAGAGCCGCGUACAUUAUUUGUAAAUCUGUUUGCGGCAAACACUUGAAGCCAAUUUGGUUUGCUGGCUGUGUGUUUUUUCACAUUUCGAAACCGGCCGCCAAAGAGUCAAGCAGAGUCAAUAAAAAUGAAGUAAAAACGGAUGAAAAAAGAGCAAAGUCACACAAAACAAACAAAACAUUUUCCGGCUCCGGCGACAUUAACAGAACUGCUCGACAUCGACAAUUUGUUUUAUCAAUUUUCAACAAGGCCAGCAGCAACAACAAUAGCGCAACACCCGACAAGCCAGCAAACAACAAAAGCGCCCAGAGUGCUUAGCCGUUGAGCACGCACGCCAAAGCCACCCAACGCCCAGCCACCCAUCGCCCAACCACCCACGCGAACCUCCCUUAACCACCCAACACCCCCACAUCCUUGGGCACCGGCACCCAACCCCUUUUCGAGGGCUCCGCCAGCAUCCGCAAACGUACUCGCAUCCACAUCCGCAUCCUCGAUAGCCAAAAAAGGAGGAAAAUAAUAAACAACGACGGACGCCCCACAGUGAAGCCAGGCACAGUGAAACCGCUUGUCGCCGCUUUUUUAAGCCAAUUCAGCCAGCGAGACAAUGGCUGCAUAUGCGCAGUUUGGAUACGCUGGCUACCCGACGGCAAAUCAGCUGACUACCGCCAAUACCGACAGUCAGAGCGGCCAUGGCGGAGGCUCGCCGCUGUCCGGCACGAAUGAGGCUUCCCUCAGUCCCUCGGGCGGUUCAACGGCCACCGGGCUGACCGCCGGUCCUCUGAGUCCAGGUGCAGUUUCCCAGUCGUCGCACCAUGCGGGCCACAAGGGCCUCUCCACGUCGCCGGCGGAAGAUGCGGUGGGUGGGGCCGAUCUACCGGGAGGCCUUUCAUCCGCCGCCCAGGACCUGCCCGCCCGCGGAUCCUGCUGCGAGAACGGGCGACCCAUCAUCACGGAUCCCGUGUCCGGCCAAACCGUGUGCUCCUGCCAGUACGAUCCCGCCCGGCUGGCCAUCGGUGGCUACUCCCGCAUGGCGCUGCCCUCCGCCGGCGUGGGCGUCUACGGCGGACCGUAUCCCUCCAACGAGCAGAACCCCUACCCGAGCAUCGGAGUGGACAACUCGGCCUUCUACGCACCUCUGAGCAAUCCCUAUGGCAUCAAGGACACCAGUCCCAGCACCGAGAUGAGCGCCUGGACAUCGGCGAGUCUGCAGUCCACCACCGGCUACUAUUCCUACGACCCCACGCUGGCGGCCUACGGAUACGGUCCUAACUAUGAUCUCGCCGCCAGACGGAAGAACGCCACCCGCGAAUCGACGGCCACGCUGAAGGCUUGGCUGAGUGAGCACAAGAAGAACCCGUAUCCCACUAAGGGGGAGAAGAUCAUGCUGGCCAUCAUCACCAAGAUGACGCUCACCCAGGUGUCCACCUGGUUUGCCAACGCCCGGCGAAGGCUGAAAAAGGAGAACAAGAUGACCUGGGAGCCCAAGAAUAAGACCGAGGACGAUGACGAUGGCAUGAUGUCGGACGAUGAGAAGGAAAAGGAGUCCGGCGAUGGUGGAAAACUCUCCACCGAAGCUUUUGAUCCCGGCAAUCAACUUAUCAAAUCCGAGCUGGGCAAGGCGGAAAAGGAGGUGGACCAGAGUGACCAGAAGCUGGAUCUCGUUGACCGGGAGCCGCACAAUCUGGUGGCCAUGCGGGGACUGGCGCCCUAUGCCACGCCCCCCGGCGCCCAUCCCAUGCACGCGGCCUACAGCUCGUAUGCGCAAUCCCACAACACGCAUACGCACCCGCAUCCCCAGCAACUGCACCACCAGCAGCAGCAGCAAAGUCAGCAGCAACAGCUGCAGCAGCACCAGCAGAUGGAGCAGCCCUACUACCAUCCGGGUGGCGGCUAUGGAGGUCAGGAGGAAUCAGGAGGCGACUUUGCGGCCCAAAAAAACCCGCUGAGCAGAGACUGUGGCAUCCCAGUUCCGGCGAGCAAGCCCAAGAUCUGGAGCGUGGCCGACACAGCCGCCUGCAAGACACCACCGCCCACCGCGGCGUACCUCGGCCAGAACUUCUACCCGCCGUCCUCGGCGGCGGAGCAGCAGUACCACCAAUCGCAGCAGCAUCAGCAUCACCCACAUCCUCAUCCGCAUCCGCACCACUCGAUGGAGCUCGGUUCGCCGCUGAGUAUGAUGAGCAGCUACGCCGGCGGAUCGCCAUAUUCGCGGAUACCUACGGCGUACACCGAGGCCAUGGGCAUGCAUCUGCCCAGCAGCAGCAGCAGAAGUUCCUCCUCCGGCAAGGUGCCGCCGCCCAGCACCACCACCCAUACGCAUCCCAUCAAUCAUCAUCCGCCGCAGCGGGUGGGGUUUCCCGAGAUCCAGCCCGAUACGCCGCCCCAAACGCCGCCCACUAUGAAGCUCAACAGCAGCGGCAGCAGCAGCAGCAGCGGGAGCAGCAGCCACAGUUCCUCGAUGCAUUCCGGUGCUCCGGUGACGGUGGCUUCCAUGGUCAACAUUUUGUACAGUAACGAGGCUGGCGGUGGGGGAUAUGGUCACGGGUCCGCCUGCCACAUGGGUGGCUCCUACCACCUCACGGAGGGCCGUUCCGGGUCGUAAUUCGACCUUGAACCAGUUACCAGUAAGCAGUUACCAGUACCAGUUACCGUUACCAGAUACCAAAUAGCCAAGCAGCAAGCGAAACUACUUACACAUUUCGACGGCGGGGACAAGUGCAAGUUGGCGGGGCAGCCCGCGAUUAAGAUUAGGAUUACGAGUACGAGUACGAUUACCAGAUAGCGAUAACUACACUAAUUAUUUUGCAAUAAAUGUAGCCUAAGUACGGCAAUAAAACUUUAUUUCCUACCAUAUCAUAAAUUAUUUCGCUUUAUAACUUUAAUUAGCAUAUUUACACUCGACCGCUGAAAAUUUGCGAGACACACACGUCUCGGUGGGGCGGUGGUUAGGGAGUUCAGUGGUUCGGUGGUUCGGUAGUUCGUCGGUUCGGUGGUGGGGUGUCUCUACGCCCACUUUUUGGGUGCUUCGGAGACGGAGGGCCGUGUGUUUGUCAUGUUUUUAGCCCGGGGUUGAGUCACUCGGCUCCGGGUUUAAUGACUCGAAAUAAACGCACACCACACGAACUCAUUCAUCUUUCGAGCUGGCUGAGCUGAGUCGAGUCGAGUCGUCCCAGUGGCAUACCAAUAAUAAUGCCAGCCCGUACUACUCCACCGGGCUAUAAAUCAAGCGAACUUUUUGUCUUAGCUCGUACACAACACUAACAUUUCCUACCUUAAGUGCUUAAUCCACACUCAACUUGAUAAUUUUAAAUAGCUACCGCAUUAGACCUUAAGAGAACUUCACGUUGUAUUAGUGCUAAUAUCAUAAAUUGGAGAAACGGAACAUUAGUUUCCCCAAAUCCAAAUCCUAUCCAUAAGAAAUAGUUAAGAUUUUGCCUAACCCUUCGACUUUAUGCAUUAGACAUGUACUCGGCCAAAUAAUUAAUCCGUGCAAACAUAAAUAGUUACUUAAACGUAAUCGUGUAAUUAGUUACCUUAUUCGUUUGAUAAAUUUGUAGAGAAAUUUAAGUAUCUGUGAUAUAUGCAUAUAAACACAUACAUACAAUACAUACGUACUAUACGAGUAAUUAGCUGCGGUAAUUUAGUUAAUUCACACAUACUUCUUCGUACACAAAUGCACUUACGUUCAGACGUUCGACAACUGGUUCAAGACAUUUUUAAUGGCAUACAUUUUGUAAUUGUAAAUAGUAUUUAUGUAAAUUUGCAAAUUUAAUGAUAAAUAAAGUUGAAUAAAAUCA
Messenger RNA from Drosophila takahashii, 4448 nucleotides. RefSeq names its product caupolican (gene caup). Lineage: Eukaryota; Metazoa; Arthropoda; Insecta; Diptera; Drosophilidae. Gene Ontology annotation, cellular component: nucleus. Gene Ontology annotation, molecular function: DNA-binding transcription factor activity, RNA polymerase II-specific; RNA polymerase II cis-regulatory region sequence-specific DNA binding. The record is from RefSeq and is a predicted model, not a curated record. Gene Ontology annotation, biological process: neuron differentiation; regulation of transcription by RNA polymerase II; cell development.